Eleginops maclovinus (Patagonian blennie) is the source of this 7042-nucleotide messenger RNA. RefSeq names its product modulator of smoothened a (gene mosmoa). The coding region runs from base 793 to 1296 and encodes 167 amino acids. Gene Ontology annotation, cellular component: ciliary membrane; Golgi apparatus. Gene Ontology annotation, biological process: negative regulation of smoothened signaling pathway. The record is from RefSeq and is a predicted model, not a curated record. The transcript has 3 exons. Lineage: Eukaryota; Metazoa; Chordata; Actinopteri; Perciformes; Eleginopidae.
GCUGAGCUAACGGUGGGCACACGGGUGGAAAGCAUAACAAUAACGUUACCGCUUUACCAUCUACACCGGGAGUAAUAGCGUCUCUUAUGGGUUCAAUUACGCGGCGUUAAAUACAGUCUCCUCACUGUGCUCUGGAGAGGAGGAGGAAGGGGAAGGGGAAGCUAACGGACUGGAAUGACCAGAUGCUAUUCCAGCGGAGAAGGAGAACGGGCUCGAAUAAGCAAGACACGGUGAUGGGUUCUCAUGACGGCUAACCUUCGCUUGAAACACGGAUACUGCGGAGACAGGGGAACUUGUUUGCUUCUUCUCCACUUCCCUGUGUGUGUGUGACAUUGUGUCUGAAAUGCUAACACAGUCACGGUGUCGGCCGUCGAGCAGCUUCUGGGCCGCAGCUCGGCACACCGAGCCCGAAUCUGGGAAAUAGCUAGCUAGCUCUGUGCUAGCCGCAGCUGUACCCGAUGCUGCUGUUGCUGCUGCUGCUGCUAAACGGAUCCACACAAGCGGUUCAGGGCCCCGGCGCUGAGUGAGCUAUUGUUUUAUCUUACUGGACUACAGCGGGCAUUUGAGAUGUGAUGCUUUUGUGCAUAGUUUUAGAGCCGUUUGUAGCUGGAGGCUCUCGCUUGCUUGAGGAGCUAACAUUGCUGCAAAAUGCAGAGCAGAACCACAGGCUCCUGUUGAAGGGGGCGAGGUUAGACUGAUAACAGCCCACCCUGUGUCUCUAUAUACUCGGGGUCACAUUUGGACAACGACCACAUUUUUUCCACGUCAUUCACUGCUUCAUCAGCUGGAGAUAUGGAUAAACUCACGAUCAUUUCAGGGUGCCUCUUUCUGGCAGCAGAUAUCUUUGCAAUAGCCAGCAUUGCAAACCCAGACUGGAUCAACACUGGUGAAUCAGCAGGUGCCCUCACAGUCGGUCUGGUCCGGCAGUGUCAGACCAUCCACGGACGAGACCGGACCUGUAUCCCGCCUCGGCUGCCCCCGGAGUGGGUCACAACACUUUUCUUCAUCAUCAUGGGCAUCAUCUCCCUCACAGUCACCUGUGGACUGCUCGUGGCAUCACACUGGCGCCGAGAAGCCACUAAAUACGCCCGCUGGAUCGCCUUUACCGGCAUGAUCCUGUUCUGCAUGGCGGCGCUCAUCUUCCCCAUAGGCUUCUAUAUCAACGAGGUGGGGGGCCAGCCGUACAAGCUGCCCAACAACACGGUUGUGGGCUCCUCGUAUGUGCUCUUCGUCCUCUCCAUCUUCUUCACCAUAGUGGGACUUCUGUUUGCAGGCAAAGUUUGCCUCCCAGGCUGAGGACUGGACCGUACCCGCCUCUGGACUGAAACACGAGGCUCUGAAAAUGUUACGGGAUUUACAAAAAACACACAAUGACUGAAAAUCAAGAACAACAAACUCUGGCUAAAAGCCCGACACAGGGAAGUCUUUGAUUUUGUGUCAAGGGACCGCAGCACCACGGAGUAUCUAACGAACAAAAAGACUAAAAGAGGCGACGUGGGCACAAUAGGGUGGAGGAGAGAGAGGGCAGCAGAGGCUGCUGCAGCACCCUGCCACUGUUGAUUUAAAAAUAUGGCCAUCUCUGUUGUUGUUCUGUUGGAAGAGGGUGCUUAAUGUGCUGCUGUCAUAGCAACUGCGGUCACAAUGCUGGAGCACAUUUCUUGAGGACCACUCCUCCAUUCGCCCCGGCCGCCCGCCGUAGCGCCCUCAGCACACAUCCGCGCCGCCACGACUGCUCCUGAUGCUACUUUUGGCUCCUCUUAGCUAUUUCUGUUGUGUGUUGUUUUGUUUUUGUACAUUUUGUGUUUUCUUUUUGUUUGUUUUUUCCUUCCAACCUCCGCCGCCUUUUCACUGAAGUAGCUUGAGUGUUAUCGAGUCUCACUGAGCUGAGUCUUUGAGGGUCUUCUUUUUUUAUUGUUUGUUGCCAGCUUGGCUUUAGAGCGGGGUUUAUUCUCUCCCGCCACUUCCCGAGGCCUCAGGUAUGCGGCUGGGCAGAGCAGCUGUGAGCGCAGCUGUCUGCUGUGGAUGAGAGGAGGGUGCAGGUCUGCCGCCUCUCAGUCUCCGACCAGCUGCAGCUCAGAGCAGGUAGCAGCGUAGGGGCGACCUCCCUCUGCAGCAGAGCAGGGGGUCGAGUAAUGUAAAGGAGAAUGCCACUCAAUGUAAGACCUUGCAUUUUGUUAUCUGAAUGCUCAGCAACAGAGUAUUAGUGAGCUAAGCUUAAACCCAUGACACUGAUAAACAUCUUUUGCCAAUAACUAGAAAACUGUGAAUUUAGGAAACACUCGUCUGAAUAUAAAGACACCUUUUUGUAUUUGUUGUAAUAAUUCUGUUAAACACGGCCACAAGCACAGAGGCCUUUUCAAAGAAGAGUAUUACUUCACUGUGUUGUUGCAUCUUAGAAGGGUAGAGAUGACCUCAUAUAUCACUAAUUGUAGCAGACAGUAUUGACUUUUUAUGAAUAGAAAAUAAAGUUAUAGUAAAAAAUAACAAGCGAAUCCUGACAAUUGGUGGUAUUCUCCUUUAAUGUUGGACAGGAAGGAAGCGAGCCAGGAGCUUUUUUUGUCUUGUCGAGGCACAGGGACUGCAGGUCAGGUCCAUGCAUGGGGCUGUGCCUCAGUGUGCUACUUUUGAGGUCUGUGAAUGUAAAACACACACACACACACACACACACAGCAACACACACACACCCUGUCUGCAUGCUGUAAAUAUGCUGCAACAAACAGUUUUUUUUCAUUUCAGCAUGCUUCAUUUCUAAAAGACCAGCUUUUAACUUGACACACACACACACACACACACACACACGCAGAUUAGUGACCCACAAUUCGUCCCCUGUCCAGCACGCUUUAUUAAGAGCACCAACAUUUAUCAGCCUUUAUCAAUGUCAUCUCAAUGGUUUUUAUUUAUUGUUCUGAGCCAUAAUCAUGCUCUUAUGAACUACAAAUCCCAUGACUUGUAGGCUCUUGGGAAUGUAAACAUAAAGUACAGCGUUGCCAUGGAUGCAGUGAGUUAUGCUCUGGGCUAAUGGUUAAGCUAUGCUUUAUUCUUUACAUACAAUUGUUAACAUGAUGAAAAAUUGGCCAUAUUUUAAAUAUUGGUUAAUAGGAUGCCAGAUUAGGGAGCCUAUUACUAUUAUUUUUUACAAUAUGCCUAUUGAUAUACAGACAACUACUUGUGAAUAAAUUUGAUGCUAAAGAAAGCUGAAAAGUUAGGAAGAUGAGAAAAAAAACAUAUCCUAUAAUUUCAAAUGAGUUAUUUAUUCACGAUCUCUGAUAAUAAUUGAAACCUUCUGCUCUUUACGAAACACCAAAUUAGGUAGCUCAAACUGGUUAUUCAAAAUCCUGUAUACCUAAAUUAUAUUAUACCCAAUUUUUGGGAAAUCGGUUAGAUCCACCCAUACAUAUUUAAAGUCCAUUCACGGUUAACAUCCUUCAACUGUCCCUCCCUAACAGAAAAGCUGCAGAUAUUUUUUGUUGCAAUUGCAGCCCUAUAUACAGUAUAUGUACAAAAACACACCUAGAAGCUUCUACAAUUUUAGGAGCAUACAAUGUACUGACCCUCAGAUUGUGUGUGUGUGUGUGUGUGUGUGUGUGUGUGUGUGUGUGUGUGUGUGUGUGUGUGUGUGUGUGUGUGUGUGUGUGUGUGUGUGUGUGUGUGUGUGUGUGUGUGUGUGUGUGUGUGUGUGUGUGUGUGUGUGUGUGUGUGUGUGUGUGUGUGUGUGUGUGUGUGUGUGUGUGUGUGUGUGUGUGUGUGUGUGUGUGUGUGUGUGUGUGUGUGUGUCCUGCUCAGUUUCACUCCCUCUCGGUCUGAUGUACUGCUAACGACACUCUGCAGCGCCCUCCCGUCUUGGUUGGUCCGUAUUGUGCCAUGACCUCUUUUUGUUUAAUAAUGUACAGACUCACUCAAAAGGCAGGAUUUCUGUUUUAGAAAGCACUGUGCAUUCAACAGUAUAGGUAACAUAGGAGCACCACAAAUGUAUAAAAUAGAGAGAACUUCUUACCUCAUUGUUUUUGUUUCUGCUAUUAUUUUCUAAUGGUGGCAAUGUGUUGCCCACAAAUUUGUCUCUUGCCUUGAUAGGAUGUCUUCACAUAAAGCCUAUGAUCAUAGGAAAUUAUUUAUCACUGAAUAAAAGAGGAAAAAUGGGCGUGUUACUCUAAUACAGUCUUUAUGAAUUAUUGUGCUUAUUUAAGGGGAUGUGAAUCAAAGCAGAAGCUAAGAAGAAGGGCAAAACACGCCGUGCAUAAUCUCAAACGAUGAAUCUUAAAAUCAACAUGCUACUUCUGCAUGAUGUGAUUCAGAUGUCCUUCUACUCUUACUUCAUUGAACCUGGAAAAACGACUUCAAGGGCAGCCUCUCAGGAUGCGACAGUGAAAUGACUAUCUGUGUUCCCAGAGUGCAUCUGUUCAAUGCUGUCAAAUGGCCUUGAAGUCUAUUUUUAGAAUAGUAUUGUCUAAGCUAAGUGAUCAAAGUCAUUUUAAGAUUUUUCUUUUUCAUUCAGAAUAACACUUGCUUAUCUACACAUCAUAUGUUUUACAGUCUGCAUAAAACCGUUAGCGGGGGAGUGCAAUAGUUGCAACCUUUAUAUUGACCUUGACAGACAUUCAGAAUGAUUGGAUUUGUUAUUGAUAAACGAAGGCAGCUUCUGGCGUUGCCUUCGAUUGCAACUUAACUUGCGAGAGGUCAUGUUAUAAGGAAUUUAAAAAAUAUUACCUUUUAGAAAAAGUUUCAACUGAGUUCAUAAAGUAAUAGCUUUACAUUUUGGGGAACACAUUUCCUUUCAUACAGAUUGUCCUUAGAGAAGAUACCACUCAUGUAUGUGUGGUUAAAUAUCAAGCUAUCACCAGCAACUGAUUAGCAUAGCUUAGCAUAAUGACUGUAAACAGGGGGAACAGCUAGCUUAGCUCUCUUUAGGCAGGCUAACUGUUUCCAGUCUGUGUGCUAAUGUAAAUGUUAGCUGGCUGUGGCUUCUUAUUUAACAUAGAUUACCAUAAAGACUGUAAACAGGGGGAACAGCUAGCUUAGCUCUCUUUAGGCAGGCUAGCUGUUUCAAUGUUUCCAGCCUUGUGCUAAUGUAAAUGUUAGCUGGCUGUAGCAUCCUAUUUAGCAUAUCUUAGCAUAAAGAAUGGAAACAGGGGAAACAGCUAGCUUAGCUCUCUUUAGGCAGGCUAACUGUUUCCCUGUUUACAGUCUUUGUGCUAACACGUGUAUUUCCCAAAGGUAUUCCUAUAAGGCUCAUGAAAACUGUCUGUGUGUCUCCAGCAGAAGAGAAAAACAGUAACAUCUUCUGAAAUUUGACUUAUUAGUUGUUAUUUUGAAGCAUCAGUUCAUUGUUUAUUCUGAUCAGCAUUGACACCCUUCAAUGCCGCACAAAUAAUGCACAACAGCAGAUCAAACUCAGGAUUCUUCAAGAAAGCAGAUGUAUCACACUUUACACGAAAAGCCACAGAGAUCUGAGGACUAGUGUUAAUUUCUCAGCACAAGUCUACUAUAAACAGAUUUAUAUUUGAGAUUUUCACACACUCAGCUUGACGAGUUUCAUUUGCCUGCCAUGUUCUCACUGGCAGUGUGCAGCGUGACUCCUCUCAGGACUGCACCUCCAUUAACCUCUCAGAAACCUGCAGAGAUGAGCAUGAGUAAUGUUUCCAUUUAGGAUUUCAGAAGGUCACAGUAUUUCGGCUCGGCAGAUCACCUCAGUUCAGACAUCGCUCUGCUCUCUGAAGUCAGCUGCGAGGCUUUAGCAGAACUAGAGGAAAAAGCACUAAUGAAUAUUUGAUCUCGGCUGUAAUGCAGAGGCUCCUUUAAAUGUGAUUCUGUCAUCUCACCUUUCUUCAUAAAAUACUACUCCUGUCUGAGGAUCGAUCUUGGUUAGGCCUUGGAAUUGCUAAGGAAAAUUACCUCUUUUCUUUGGUCACAAUAAAAAUAGUUCAAGGGGGAAAAAGUAACAGAUUGUUUAAUUCAAGAAUCUUGAAUAUAAAAUAAACAAUUUGUUAAAAAAUUAACAUCUUAAAAGUGCUUAAUAAUAUAACUUGAGUAAAAGGAAAACACUCACAACUCAAACAGAAAUUCAGCAUUUCUUUGAGGCAUUUCACUAUUUACAGUCUGUUGAAAGGUUACAAUCAGUCUUACUGUGUGACAAAUGCUUGUCAUCUCUACCUUGAAUUAUGAGCAGAAGAAAAACACAUUUAUGUUGUAUAAGUUCUCCUAUGUUGUUUGCUUUCACCCACUCUACUCAAUUGUUAUCUGCUCUCACAAUAUGUGCGCAAAGCAGUAUCACCCUGCAUUAUGUACUGAGGGGGUGAGUUUAUAAAGGACGCCUCGCAGAUGUGACUGCCAGACUUGGUUUAGUUGGUCCCCCUGAUCGGCAGCACAUGCUUAAUAGUGAGUUAUCGGAGGACAGAUGAACACUGACAGACCCCAGAACAGGUCUCUCAGUCUAGAUGGAGGUGAGAGUAAUUUCUCUGGCCCAAAAUGCAUCGUAUCAUAUUUUAAUUGUGAAUUAAAAAGAGCAUAUGUGAACCUGCAGGGUGUUGCAGCAAUCCACAUUAUGCUGGAUUGUAAUGAGUUUAAACUGCUUAACCAUUCAGACCUCGAUUAAGUUGAAUUAGAAAAGUGAAUAGUAAUAAGAGUUUGUAAUGGCAAAUGUCAACGUACAUUAUGAGGAAUUGCUGCAACACAACUUCUAUCCAAUGACUUAUUCUGUGAAAAGGUUUCCCUUUACUGCUGGGUGCUCAAUAUACUUAAUGAGACAUCAUCGAGCAAUCCUUUUUCUAAUAUUGUGAAAAUGUCUGUCGUUUUAACAACAGUCUGCCGUCGGCUGAACCAAUAUCUCUUGAUGUUUACCCUCUGUUGUAGUUGAUAUCAUUUUCCCCAAUUCACAGAGACAAUAUGGGAGAUUCAAGAAAAAGCAGAAGAAGGACUGUGGAUGACUGACUCAAAAGACACAUAUUGGCAUUUCCAGCCAAAAUGAUCCAAUUAUCUUUUUUUCUCAGCACCUUUACCCGUGUUAUUUAUCAGAAUCAGCCCAAAUAAAUCUUCUGACAAAAGUUGA